CAUAGAAAAAGGUGUCUUCUGUUUCUUUUGGUCGUUUUUUUCUCUUUGUGAUUGUCAAUUGGCGAAUCCAAAUUCUGCCUACUUAUCUGCAAACACUUCAAUUCCAUAAUGUAUAUUAUACUCAGCAAUUUAUCAGAAAUUAAUCAGGUUUUUCUGAGGGAGUAGUUGCUGGAUUUAGAUUCUUUUAAGUAAAUUGUGAUACUUGUUUUAGAAUUGUCAUUUUCUGAACUGGUUAUUUGUGAUGUUUUAAGUCUAUUUCAAGGAGUGACUCUACUGAUCUGAAUUGGACACUUGUGGGAUCAAAACUGUAUUCGUCCUUUUUCUAUUUUUGUGAUUAUUUUGCAAAGAAUUGGUUUUUUUUUCUGGUCUUGAGGAAGAUUCGAUAGUCGUUUGACUCAGGUUAAUUGGAAUUGUUUGGAUGUUGGGCGAUACAUAUGAGAGAUGUUACUUGCUGUCUUGGAGAUUCAGGUUGUAACUAGCACCUAUUUUGAUCUUCUCAGCACUUGGGUUUGAGGUGGAAACUUGGAUAUGAGAAGCCCUUUGUUUACUAAACUAUCAAUACUGUUCAGGCGUAGACCGUCAGUAAGCUGGUUAGUCUUGUGCCUGGUUAGUGUUUUUGGGCUAAUAGCAUUAUUAGAAUCAUCUUAUUCAAGUACCUUUGACUCUGUGGCCUCCUCUACAAACCCUGAUGUCUAUACAAGUUAUAGAAAGCUAAAGAAGCUAGUGCGAAAUGAUUAUUUAGAUCUAAAUAGCCUUUCUGUUGGAGCCAAUUGGAUAAAGGAUAUUGGUUUUUGUGGGAAAGAAAGAGAGAACUAUGUACCUUGUUAUAAUGUAUCUGCAAAUACGCUAACUGGUUUGAAAGAUGGGGAGGAGUUUGAUCGACACUGCGAGUUAUCACGUGGACAACCACAUUGUUUGGUUCGUCCUCCGAAGGACUAUAAGAUUCCUCUGACUUGGCCAGCAGGUAGGGAUAUCAUAUGGAGUGGAAAUGUGAGGCUAACCAAAGAUCAGUUCCUUUCUUCUGGAAGCAUGACAAAAAGAUUAAUGUUACUGGAAGAGAACCAAAUUGCUUUCCACUCGGAUGAUGGAAUGAUGGUUGAUAGUGUCAAAGAUCACUCGCAUCUUAUUGCUGAGAUGAUUGGGCUUGGAAGUGAUGCAGAAUUUCUUCAAGCUGGUGUGCGCACUGUACUAGAUAUUGGUUGCGGUUUUGGUAGCUUUGGUGGUCACCUACUUUCGCUGAAGUUGAUGGCUCUUUGUGUGGCAGAGUAUGAAUCAUCUGGUAGCCAAGUUCAGUUUGCACUUGAGAGAGGACUUCCGGCAGUCAUAGGCAACUUUAUUUCGAAACAGCUUCCAUUUCCAUCGUUGUCUUAUGAUAUGGUUCAUUGUGCUCAGUGUGGAAUCAUUUGGGACAGUAAAGAUGGAUUGUUUUUAAUUGAAAUUGAUCGUGUGCUCAAGCCCGGAGGUUAUUUUAUUUUAACCUCACCUACAACCCGGCAGCAGCAGGAUAGUUCUACUAGUGCGAAGAAGGGAAGCAUGUCUAUUCCUUUGGAAGAGUUCACUAAAAAGCUUUGUUGGUCUCUUUUGGGACAGCAGGAAGAGACUUUCAUCUGGCAGAAGACAGUAAAUUCUCAAUGUUAUAGCUCACAGCUUAGUAUACCCAUUUGUAAAGGAGAGGACAUGCAACUGUACUACCAACCGCUUGCACACUGUAUUUCUGGGACAAGCAGUAACCGAUGGGUUCCGAUUCACGACAGAUCUGGUCCUCUGAACUCAACUGAUAUUGAAAUUCAUGGAGUCGAUCCUGAUGAUUUCUUUGAGGAUUCGGGAUUUUGGAAAUCAGCGUUGAGAAAUUAUUGGUCUUUGUUGUCGCCCUUGAUUUUCUCUGACCAUCCAAAGAGGCCAGGUGAAGAAGAUCCAUUGCCUCCAUACAAUAUGGUGCGGAAUGUCAUGGACAUGAAUGCACAUUAUGGGGGCUUAAAUGCGGCUAUGUUGGAGGCAAGUAAAUCAGUGUGGGUGAUGAAUGUUGUGCCUCUUGGGGCGCGUAAUACACUUCCUCUCAUACUUGAUCGAGGUUUUGCCGGUAUUCUACAUAACUGGUGUGAACCGUUUCCUACAUAUCCACGAACAUAUGAUAUGAUCCAUGCUAAUGGACUCCUUUCACACAUUUCUUCACAAGAUUGCAGUAUGCUUGAACUACUUCUUGAAAUGGAUCGUAUUUUGCGACCCGAGGGUUGGAUUAUUCUUUCUGAUACAUUGGGUCCCAUAGAGAAAGCACGCAUGUUAGCCACACAAAUCCGCUGGGAAGCUAGGGUGAUUGACCUCCAGAAUGGAAGCGACCAACGGCUACUUGUAUGCCAAAAACCAUUCACGAGAAAGUGAUUUUUCUGGAACUGAACACUUCUUAACAUUGGUGAGUUUCCUAAAUUUGACUAGGAGGGAGGAUAACCGUGACAUGUUGAAUCAUGAAAGAAGGAAGUUUCCAUUGUGAUAUGUGGAAUUUGUUUGAUCUUACGAGCUGCCUAAGGAGGUGUGAAUCGCGGUAUCCUUGCAAAUAGAUCAUAUGGCAGCCUGUAGAGAUUAGAGAAAAGCUCUGCUGCAGAAAGUAGUGACAGCACCAUAAAGAACAUAUAUUCUUUUCCUUUCAAAAGUUUAUAUAGCAAUUAAUUCAUCUCUUUUUCUUGUAUUUUUUAACAAUUUAUUUGUUAAUUUUGUAAUCUAGUUGUGUUUUGUACUCAAGAACCACCAUUAUUGAGAGCCAAGGUUUUAACUUUUAGCCACAACAUGUAAGAGAACCAACCAUAAACAUAGUGCUUCCAAUAUUCUUUAUAA
This is a messenger RNA of Solanum tuberosum (potato), 2829 nucleotides long. RefSeq names its product probable methyltransferase PMT5. The record is from RefSeq and is a predicted model, not a curated record. Lineage: Eukaryota; Viridiplantae; Streptophyta; Magnoliopsida; Solanales; Solanaceae. Gene Ontology annotation, cellular component: cytoplasm. Gene Ontology annotation, molecular function: methyltransferase activity. The transcript has 9 exons. Bases 529 to 2379 code for a protein of 616 amino acids.